AGAGAGAGAGAUAGAGAGAGAGAGUGAGAGAGAGAGAGAGAGAGAGAGAGAGAGAGAGAGAGAGAGAGAGAGUCCCACCUUCUCAUUAGCAAAUCGAACAAUCAGCUUCUACAGAAACAGACCCACACAUUGUUAUUAUAGUUCUUUAUUAUGUUUGUUUCAGAUGUUUCUGAUAUGAUUGCGGUCACUCUGCCGGUUGUGGCAAAGAUAACAAGCCAGUGAGGAGUACAGUUUGAACUACCUGUUUGCUUCUGAAACUGAUCUACUAGGAUGACGUCAAAACUAUCCAGCCCGUCUCUCCCCCCAUGCCGAGUGUGUGGUGAGGCGGCGACUGGGUUCCACUACGGUGUCAAUACGUGCGGAGGAUGCAAAGGUUUUUUUGGGCGUAACUUGAUGCGAAGCGACGCCCUUGAGUGUGUAGGUAAAGGACAAUGCGAGGUAGUCGCGCAAGGAAAGAGGAAAAGGGUGUGCCAAAAAUGUCGCUUCGAGAAGUGUCUGAGGGUGGGCAUGUCAAAAGACGCAAUCAAGACUGGGAGAUAUUCGUACAUCAAGAAAACCCAGGAUACCCUCGAGCUUCAAAAACAUUUGGCCAAGAGUGGCAAAGAAGCUCAAGACAUGGAUUUUGUGUUGCUGGGAAGCACAAAAAAUGGGACCCCGAAUAGUUUUAAUAAAUCCGAAACAAGUAGAUCUAGCGACUCGAGCCCUGUUGAUACGGCUGCCACUACAGAUAAAUACGUCAACAGUAAUGAAAUGCAUGACGUGUCAAGUGAUCAGAGCAACUUCAUGCCCACCCAUGGCAUGGUAGACAACUUUCCAAGGAAUGCAGAGUUGUUAAGUCAUGCCACAUGGUCGCCUAGCUACUUGACAGGAGCAUCCCAAGAUCUGUUGGCAGAACGAGAAUAUAGCCCGUCUUCUCUCCCAGAGGCCAUUACUGUCGACCAUGAAACAAAUAACGAAUAUUUUCCAGAAAGUCAUCAUGAUUCUGAACCUUUCCAGCCUCGAAAACAAUUUAGAGACCAACACCAGCCUGAAAGUGAUGAAUCAGAGAUCUAUUUUGCUUCUGAAAAACAAAACCUUUACUUUUCAGAAACACCGUCACCAAUGGCACCACAUGUAGUAACGCCGGUAGGCAUUGCUGACUCUGACUUAAUGGACUUUGAUGCACACCAUGGUUCUCUUUGGAGCUCCAAUCCCAAUUCUCCGUUUGGGGUCAAGACAGAUGAACAGGGCUACAAUUAUCCUCUUGCUGAUAAACUGAGCUCAUUUUUGUCAUCAACCUCCAGACUUCCGCAAUUUUCAACAUCUGAAAACAACCUUGCCAAGACCCCGUCUCAGGUUUUUGGAACAUCUCACGUGAUAGAAAACCUCACGGACAUGACACAUAGCGGUGCCCAGGAAAUAACUUCAAACAAUUUUGCUUCUAUGUCACCUCACAACGAAUCAACUACAGUCCCACACUGCUUUAAUGACAACUUCUCUUUAUGGGUGGAACAUAAUUCUCCUGGUAAUUGUAACGAUUUCCUUGGAGCAACGUUAGACGAGAAAAUCGACGACUGUCCUUUGAAUCUUACUUCUCCGAAACAGAAAGAUCCCCCGGACACCACGAGUGGCUAUUCCGUUGACUCUCCGCCGGUCAACGCUCCUUUUCCUUCCUCGAGGUCGUGCUCUCUCCAAUGCCCGCCUUCCUUGACCUCUACCUCGAAUGCGUUAUCUUCAGGUUCGUCGUCUCCAUCAGCAUACUCCCCUUCUCCACCACAGUCAUCCUCCUCGCCGUCGCCAUGCAUGUCAUCGAUCUUAUCAAAAAGUGUCGUUCAGGAGAAAACUGAAUACAACACCGACGUAGAAGAUUUUACCAGUUCUUUUGACACUUCCGACUGCUCUAUGCUUUUUUCCCGUCUCUUUGUCCGCGAAAUGACAGAGCUCCUUCCUAAUGUGGUAGAGGACGGAACCCAUCUCUCAAUGGUGCCCGUGAAAAGGAGAAAUUGCAUAUCGUUCCUGGUUCAGCUGAAAAAGCCUGGCGUAUGCGCCACUUUCUAUUCGCCCCCUACUGGCAAUCCUGAUCCUUCCAGGGCCGAGACGCUGACCGUAGAUGCUCUCAGGUCUGUGUCGGCGAAGAAAGCGGAUGUCCCCGAGUUUGAGUCCGAUUUCUCCGAGGAGGAGCUAAUGGAGCUAAUUGAGAGCAUAGUUGAAUCGCACAGUACGCAUGUGAAGCACGACACAAACACCAUCGACCCUGAAGAGCUGGAAUAUCUCCUGUCUGUGUGUCACAAAGCCUGCCAGUCCCACGACCCGGAGAAAAGACCCCAUACCUUCGACUUCCCCACUUACUGCAAGCAAUACAAGCUGACAGGCGCAGAUCUCGACGGACGCAGAGCUGUGUACAACACGGUGACCAUGAUGCUGGAGACUGCGAUUGUCAAGGCUGUUAGAUUCUUUAAGGGGAUCCCCGGUGUGAAGCAGAUGUUUACCUUGGAAGACCAGGUGGCUCUUAUAAAGGGCGGAAUGUACGAAUACCUCAUGCUGGGCGGGUUCAAAGGUUGUGAUUGGAAGCGUCGUGUGCAGGUGGAUUCAGAGCUGAACCACGUGCAGUGCGAACAUGACAUGGGGAAAUUAUUCCCGGACUACCACGUAGACUCAAACUUCGACGUCAGCAAGAAGUUGCAGAAACUUGACCUCAAGUUUAUCGAAAUUAUCUUGCUCAAGGCUAUGGUCAUCUCCUCCCCUGACCGCGAGUUUGUCAAGGACCACGUGGCAGUGGGUCAGUUUCACUGGAAGCUGGUCAACUGCCUGCUGCUGGUGCUGCACCGCAACGGCCGGACCAGUAAGUUCCCGGACAUCGUGGACGCCCUGGUAGAGCUGCAGGAGUUUGGUCACUGCUGCUGGAAGUGGUGUCUUCUCGUGCCAGAUUUGAUCAGCUGUGUUCGGUUUGACCAUCGGCCGCUGUUGACAGAGACUUUCUUUAACCGUGGCCCCAAGUCUAAAUAGUCGUCAACAGUGUUGGCUGUAUUACAUUUCUGGAUGAUAUGAAGGUAAACCUCACUCUUAUUUCGAGUUUUAAAAAAGCCCAAUAAAAGAGGGAUUACAGUUGCUUCGCUUAGCGACCGUCGGGAGAUGUGUAACUUGUCUGCAGUAGUGAGAUCCCCAUUGCAUUGGCUGAUGGCUUGGCUGAUUGGAGACACAUUGGAUCAGAAAAUUAGAAUGUUGCAUGAUCUCAUUAGAUCAGCACGUCUCGUUUCUCUUCUAUUUACCUUACUUUUUUCACUUUCUCCUCCUCGUCCAUGUUCUUCUUGUUCUUCCUGUUCUUGUCGUUUUUCUUUUUCUUCUU
Messenger RNA from Aplysia californica (California sea hare), 3325 nucleotides. RefSeq lists its product as uncharacterized. Gene Ontology annotation, biological process: positive regulation of transcription by RNA polymerase II; hormone-mediated signaling pathway; cell differentiation. Gene Ontology annotation, molecular function: RNA polymerase II cis-regulatory region sequence-specific DNA binding; nuclear receptor activity; zinc ion binding. NCBI's taxonomy places the organism in Eukaryota, Metazoa, Mollusca, Gastropoda, Aplysiida, Aplysiidae. The transcript has 6 exons. Bases 271 to 2985 code for a protein of 904 amino acids. The record is from RefSeq and is a predicted model, not a curated record.